Molecule: messenger RNA, 2113 nt
Organism: Chelonoidis abingdonii (Abingdon island giant tortoise)
Lineage: Eukaryota; Metazoa; Chordata; Testudines; Testudinidae
Source: RefSeq, a predicted model, not a curated record
ACAGAGCCCCGCCACUCCCCGGCUGGUGGGACAAUGGGCUGGGCUGGGUAACUUGCAGCCACCUUGCCCUGCCCCUAUCGCAGGAGGAUCUGCAGAGCUGGACAGGUUCUGUGGAAUGGUUAACCCGAGACAAUCUCACCCUGAGCCAAUCACAGGCGGCAGCAGCAAAUACCUGCAGGAUUAGAGCCACUGCUCCCCAUAGCUCUGGCUCUCUGGCCCCGGGAGCCUGGCCAGAGCUGCUGCGUCUCCCCGAGCCAGCGUGGGCCUCGAGGACGCUGCCAUGGCACUCCUGGUGCCUCUGGUUCUGCUCUGCCUGGGGGCAGCUGUGUGCCCAGGGCGAGGGGCGCCGGUGCCCAGCCAGGAGCAGGUGCUGCGGAACGUGUGGGCCCUGCUGGCGUCGGGAGAAGGCUCUCUGCUCCACGCUGCGCUGGACUCCCUCUUAAGUAUCCUGGCGGCCCGUGUGCAGUGCCCAGCAGUGCCGUGUGAAAAGUGCAUCUCCGUGCCGGACAUCUUCGUGCUUGUGGGCAAGGCAGAGACGGGCAACGCCAACCUCACGGCUACGGAGCUCCUGCGGCUCGGUGCGGGCAUGCUGCUCUACCUGACAGACCCCACGGCCACCUGCGCUGCAGUGAGGGGCGGCCAGUGGGCGGCCGAGGCCGGGGCCUUCCUCACCAGCUUCUCCAGUGGGAAUCCCGCUGCGGGGCCCACGGCGGACAAAGUGGCGGAGCUGCUGGGAGGCAUACGGGAGAAUUACAGAGACGCAGACAGGCACCAGCCGUGCCUGGAUGCAGGCCACGUCCUGCAGAAGAGCACCGCAGUCUCUGGCCAGGUGGCAGCCGACGUGGCCGGGCAGGUGCUGGUGACGAUCAUGUACCAUGUGCUGCUGGGGGACUGCUUCCAUGCCCUGCCGCCCCCCCACUAUUUCCUGGGGUACAUCUUCCGUCGCUAUGGCAAUGAGUCCCAGAACCUGACGCUGGCAGGCCUGAGCGCACUGAUGGCCAAGCUGGCCUUGGGGCCAGAGGAUGAGCACACGGGCCAUCACCAUGAUGACAAAGCACAUGCCAAUCACCGCGAGGAGCCCACGUCAGCUCCCCACGCCAGCCAGCGCCCCGGCAACCUCACGAACCGCGACGUUCACGUGGGCCCGCACCACGGCGACACGCCCAGGCGGCUGAGACGGAGCCUCCCUGGGCAGAGGGAGCCGGACGAACCUGGUCUCGUCUGGGACGCGAUGUGUCUGAGCCCCGGCGACCUCCUGGAGAUUUACAGCCUCGACCCCGGCGCAGGGAUCUCUGGCUCGGACUUCACCAGCCUCAGCCCGGCUCUGAUCCAGCAGCAGCUCAGCAGGGCCUGCUCUGGCCGUCACCUGAGUGCCCCCGGCGGCCAACUGACCGUGGCAGAGAGGUACAUCUAUGGCUCACUGGCCACGCUGGUGAUCUGCCUGUGCGCACUGCUUGGCAUAGUCCUCCUCCUGUGCUCCGCCUGUGCCAGUGCCUACCCUUACAUCAUCCAGGGCUUUGUCAGCCUGGCCGUGGGCUCACUCACCGGGGACGCCCUGCUCCACCUCAUCCCCCAGGUGAGCAGCUGGGCCUGCCGGGGUGCACAGCUCGGGAAUGAGCAGCAGCGCAUGAUCCCCUACAUGAUCACCAUCGGUGACGCCAUCCACAACUUCGCCGAUGGGCUGGCCGUGGGGGCUGCCUUCUCCACCUCCUGGAAGACGGGGCUGGCCACGUCACUGGCCGUGCUGUGCCACGAGCUGCCACACGAGCUAGAGCAGCGCAUGAUCCCCUACAUGAUCACCAUCGGUGACGCCAUCCACAACUUCGCCGAUGGGCUGGCCGUGGGGGCUGCCUUCUCCACCUCCUGGAAGACGGGGCUGGCCACGUCACUGGCCGUGCUGUGCCACGAGCUGCCACACGAGCUAGGGGACUUUGCGGCCCUGCUGCAUGCGGGGCUGAGCGUCAAGAAGGCCUUGUUGCUGAACUUCAGCAGCGCCCUGACCGCCUUCCUGGGGCUCUACAUCGCGCUCUCGGUGACAACAGGCGAGGAGUUCCAGGCCUGGAUCUUCACCGUGGCCACGGGCCUCUUCCUCUACGUGGCCCUUUGCGACAUG